This is a messenger RNA of Mesorhabditis belari, 2016 nucleotides long. The record is from the annotation of a GenBank genome assembly. NCBI's taxonomy places the organism in Eukaryota, Metazoa, Nematoda, Chromadorea, Rhabditida, Rhabditidae.
AUGGAGAGCCGGACGAAAACGUCCCAUGAAAACCUGGAAGAAGGAGAAGCUUCAACAACCAAUAGUUCAACAAAGGGUAACGAAAAUGCGACAGCAGCGAGUAGCGCCAAUACCGACAAACGAGCCAGGACCUUCGACCUCACAGCAAUUUUUGAAGAAACAAAAAGAACGGCACAAACCCAGUUCGCGGAAAGCCAUCUUGCCAAAGAAGAAGAGAAAGGCUCUGAACACUCUGCUCGCCAAGGUACAAGCAAAGCGCAAACUUCACGAGAAAAGGCGCACGAGAAUUCUGAUGGAAGAGGUACAAAUUCGGAUGGAAAUGGAGCUGGACCUGUAGCUGCAGAAGAAGCAGAUAGUGAUGAUGAUUUCAUGCCUUCUCUACCACCAGGUUUUGCACCCAAAAAUGAUCAAUCAGCUAAAGACGAUGAGAGUGAUGGCGAUGAUUUUGCCGAUUAUGCCGGCGAAGGGCUGCCUGUAAUUAAACUUAUUCCGGCUGCAAGUGAAGUUACGUUGGAACAUGGAUCUAAGAUGGCGGUAACCGCAAUAGCUUUUGAUGGACCAGGAACGCGAUUUUUGGCUGGUGGAUACGAUUGUUCGCUAUCGAUGUUUGAGUUUCAAAAGAUGGAUCGCUCCCUGAAAGCUGAUCGAGUUGUGGAGCCUUGCGAAAACAAUGUGAUUCAUCACCUUUCUUUUUCACCAAACGGUGAAAGUAUCAUUGUUUGCAAUGGAAGCCCCCAAGUAAUUCUUCUUGAUCGUCGUGGCACGCGGUUUGGGGAAACUGUAAGAGGUGAUCAGUACCUUGUUGAUUUGUCUAACACAAAAGGUCACACGGCAACGGUUAUGUGCAGCGUUUGGAACCCAAUCGUGAAAGGAGAAUUUUUGACGUGCUCAGAUGAUGGUACAAUUCGUUUUUGGCACUUAGAUGAUUUCAAACAAAUUACGAAGCAAAUCAACAAACAAAGAAAGAUCAUUAAACUAAAGAAUGCGAAUGGAAAACGAGCUCAGCCGCAAACUUGUGCUUUGUCAUUCGAUGGAAAACUUGUCGCCGCUGGAUGCGGAGAUGGCUCACUUCAAGUGUGGAAAAACUCAAAAAUAAUUGUUAGCACUACUUACUUGGUUCGAAAAGCUCACAAUGGUGCAAUUACAUGUGUUCGAUUUUCUCAUGACGGUAAAAGACUCCUUACCCGUGGCUUGGAUGGAGCCUUAAAACUUUGGAGCCUUGACGAUAAUAAAGCUCCUUUGAAAAUGAAAACUGGACUGCACACCGAAUACAAAGAGUCUGAUUGUGGCUGGGCGCCCAGAGGUGAGGUGAUCUAUGUGACCUGUUCGCCAGCGACCGAGGGUGGAGCUGGCUCUUUGCAGUUUCUGGAUCCUGAGACUUUCGAAGUCGUCUACAAGAUUGAGUACCCAAAUGGAGUGAGUGCGAUUCGGUGUAUAUGGCAUCCGCGUCUUAAUCAGAUGCUGGUAUCACUUUCAGAUGGAACACUUCGUAUUUACUAUGAUCCUGAAACAUCAUUGAUGGGUAUCAAGCAAUGUGUUACUCGACCACUUCGCCGCUCGAGAGCUGAAGAAGUGAUUAAGGAGGAGAUGAUCUUGGCUCCACUCGCACUCGAAAUGUUCCAAGGUCGCGGCGAAGAGCCGGAGGAUAAGGAAGUCACCGAAUGGCGUUUGCGACGUUAUUUGCGAAUGAAAGACAACGAGAUCCGAAAACCGUUCAAAAAGCCUGCCGAGAUGCCGCUGAGUGGUCCCAGUACCGGUGGAAGGAUUAAUAAAACGGGUGGCACCAUUCAUUCGUUCUUGGCACAACAGAUGGGAAAAGAGCGAAACAAGGAUUUCUUGGCCGAUAAUGAUGUUCGAGCCAGUAUCUUGCGCCACGCAGAAGCGGCAGAGGCUGAGCCACUUUAUGUCGCAAAAGCUUACGCAAAGACCCAACCGGUGACGUUGUUCCAAAACAAAAUUGCUGAUGACGAUGAUGAAGAGGAAGAGGCUCCAAUGAUGAAACGACCCAAAAGAGAG